AUGGACGUGCUGCUCUGGGUGCCCUACGAUGACCCAACUACCCUUUAUUACGACCUGGGUGAUCCCGGUAUAUACGGGAUAGCGGAUGCUGGAGGGCCUACAAUUCCCAGGACUCGCAUUGAGAGGACGCUCUACCUCUGUCUGAUGAGUUUUCGCACCUUUAUUCGUGAUCAAGCGUGGCGGAAUGCCGCACAAGACAGUCUACCGAAAUGGCGCACGAGUUAUGAUAGCGAUCGCUCCCAGAUCGUAGUAGUGGAUUUACCUCUGGAUGAUGCUAGCUCCGAUUUUGCUAGUCCUGAGCAGACGACCUCUGAAUAUCUCACGUUAUUGUCUCCUAUCACCGGGCCUCGAGCGACCACACGAGCGGCCGCUAGCUGCGCGCCACUAUCCGACCAACAUCCUCGAGGGGAUACUUCUGAUUCUGAGGCUGAUCCUGCCGCGCCUGCUGGACAGAAGCGGAGGUUCAGCCUGAUCACAUCGUCCCCUCCAACCCAACGGCCCGCAUCCCGCGCAGAUCGCCAUGGGAACCAGAGCGGGCGAUCUCGCUCCCAUGAUGCUCCAUUUUGCACACAAAGGUGCCUUCGCGGGCUACAGCAAGGCGGCCCUGUUGAUCCUGCGUGCCCCAAUACGGGCCUACAUAUACUUGGCAGAACGGAGGACCGCCAUCCGAUCAGCGCAGUUGACUUGGUGAAGAUGCUUAAGGCACAGCUCGAUCAAGAUCUAGACCAUAACUGCACUCCCAUGGGCCCUUGUGGGUCUUGUGGGAAGUCCGGCGCACCGUUUAGGAUUAUAUGUUCCACCCUCGGAUAUACUGUUGUCGGGAAAGGGACGACUCCGAAACGCUGGCGUAUGGUCUCACGCGAAGCCGAGGCCUACGGGGUCCUCAAGGAUGCCCAAGGAUCGGCUGUUCCCGUCUUUCUCGGGGCGAUCAAUUUGGCCCAAACCUACUUCCUCCACGGCGCGGGAAGGAUCCGUCAUAUGCUUCUGAUGGGCUGA
Messenger RNA from Aspergillus melleus, 996 nucleotides. RefSeq lists its product as uncharacterized. The coding region runs from base 1 to 996 and encodes 331 amino acids. The record is from RefSeq and is a predicted model, not a curated record. The transcript has a single exon. NCBI's taxonomy places the organism in Eukaryota, Fungi, Ascomycota, Eurotiomycetes, Eurotiales, Aspergillaceae.